AUGGACGCUAAAAUCGAGAUCGAUACCCAUAUUCAACACAUCCUUCUCCUUGCUGGAGUCCAUGUUGGCAAGAUCUUGGAUUCCGGCAAGUACUUUGAGUUGUUGGAGCAUUUCAGACGUGCUCACGUUGGCUUUUGGGGUCAAGUCGUACGGCUAUCGGUCAACUUCUACAUCGGCCUUGUCACGAACCGGCAAGUGUGCGCCGUCAUAGUUGACGGGAGUGAGGCUGUCUUCGUUUUGAUCCGGGAUUCGAUGACCAGUGGAUCAUUUUACCAUGCACCCCUUCAUGAACCGGCGAAAUUCGGCUGGACCAUUGCACGAGACGGCCCGUCUUGCAAAGCCUUGUUUUCUAGGGUGGCCACCAUGCGGUCUUUCACAUCUAGAGCUCUGUCGAGUGACAAUUCGGACUCGAUAACUGCGGUGCCUUUCACCGUGGCGGCGGCGAUCUUCUUAUUGAAUCCAGUUUCUCGGUGCCGCACGGCGGGAGAGCAUAGACGUCAUCUUGCUCCACACCAUGCAGCCUGCCUGUUUGCGGCUUUGGUGAACUAG
Molecule: messenger RNA, 549 nt
Organism: Rhinocladiella mackenziei CBS 650.93
Lineage: Eukaryota; Fungi; Ascomycota; Eurotiomycetes; Chaetothyriales; Herpotrichiellaceae
Exons: 1
Coding region: 1-549 (182 amino acids)
Source: RefSeq, a predicted model, not a curated record